UCUAUCAAAUGCUGGCGAAAUCCACUUAUCAAUACGUAUCAUAACAAAAUUUGUAUUUAAAUGAAUUAAACUAAAACCUUUCACAAUGAAUUUCGGUGGUACAUUAAGAAUUAAUAAAUUCGCUUGUUUAAUAUUAGGUUUUAUAUUAUUUAUAAUAAUUUAUUGGCGAUCCGGCGGUGCUGUGACUGAUAAAAGUGAUUUAGUGAAUCUAAAACAUUUGUUGAAAGCUGGUAUUUUUGCGGCAGAGCGUGGUGGUAAGAGAGUUGUGAGCCAAAAGAAUGGAGAAUUAAACGUUCAGAGUAAAGGGAAGACGCAGGAAGGCGCGAACGAUCCUGUGACGGACGCAGAUUUCGCAUCGCACUGCUCGAUGUAUUACAGUUUGAAGAAUACAUUUCCUAAGUUGUCUAUAGUGUCGGAGGAGCAUACGGGAGCGGCGGGCUGCAGUGACCAGGAGGCCAUAGACUUGGAGAGUACGCCGGCGGGGCACAGUGUGAUAGAUUACAUGUUUGAUGAACUUGUUUACAUUAAAGAUGUGACUGUGUGGAUUGAUCCGUUGGAUGCUACGCAGGAGUACACAGAGGGCCUAUACCAGUAUGUAACCACCAUGAUGUGUGUAGCCAUUAAAGGAGUGCCAGUUAUCGGAGUUAUCCACUAUCCAUUCACACCACGGACCUACUGGGGAUGGUACACCAAGCGGACAUCCGACAAUAUACCCAGUGUGGCUCAUAAGGAAGAAAACAAGAACCAGCCCACAGUGGUGGUGUCUCGCUCGCACCCGGGCAAAGUGACGGAGACUGCGAAAAAGGCUUUUGGCGACAAGACCACAGUAAUUCCAGCGGCAGGCGCUGGGUACAAAGUCAUGACUGUUGUCAAUGGCACCUACGACAUCUAUCUCCACACCUCCGUCAUCAAAAAGUGGGAUCUCUGCGCCGGCGACGCCAUCAUCAAAUCCGUCGACGGUAAGAUGACCACCACUAAAGGGGACGCCAUUGACUAUUCACCGAAUGAGGUGAAGGUGACGGACGGGGUCCUAGUCACGAGGUACGACCAUGAAUAUUAUUUAAGCAAAAUGCCAGUUUUAGCGCCUUGAGUGCCAAAGUUUUAAGGUCCCUCCACACUCAUGCGCGAAUCACGGCGCGAAGCCGCGAACGUAAGUGUGGCGUCGAUUUCGCAGAUUGUUCACGCCUUCGCGCCUUGUUCCCUGUUUUUUGUCGGUUUAUUAGCCCGCGUCAAAGGAGGCGCGAAGCGCGAACUGGCAAGACUCCACAUUACACACUAUUUUGACUCAUAUGUGGCAAGAUAAAUAAUAAUAUUAUUAUAUAAAGCGGCUAUAUUUUACGGUUUUACAACAAAACAAAAUGGAAAAAUAGCUAAAUCACGUAUGAUGCCAUAGAUAACUAGCAGUUAAACUCGAUCAGCUGAUGCUUUUCCGCCAUCUUGGCGAGAACCAAACUGCGAAAUAGGCGUGAAGUUUGCGAGUGUGGAGUCAUACGUCAACGUCGCGACAUGUUCUCUCCGCGAAGUCGCGCCGCAAUUCGCGCACAUAGUCUGGAGGGGCCUUUAGGAUGCUAAGGGACUCCAUUGGAACCAAAUAUUGGACCUUUUUUAUUAGACCUAAUGCGUUUCACUUUAAAUAAAUAGUUAUUCUAAUCGGGAUUUUUAAAUAGCCUCCUAAGUCCAAGAAUCGUUAGUUUCGGCACAGGGCGGACACGCUAUACAUCAAAAAUCACUUGCGUUUCUAUGUGUGAACGGCUUGUCUGUACAAGUGUACACGCGUCAUGCGUCAUUGUGUGAGUAAGUUGCUUAAAAACAGUACUGAGCGGCCGGCAAACGGCCG
Cydia strobilella is the source of this 1837-nucleotide messenger RNA. RefSeq names its product putative inositol monophosphatase 3. The record is from RefSeq and is a predicted model, not a curated record. The transcript has 4 exons. Gene Ontology annotation, cellular component: endomembrane system. Gene Ontology annotation, molecular function: 3'-nucleotidase activity. Bases 86 to 1090 code for a protein of 334 amino acids. NCBI's taxonomy places the organism in Eukaryota, Metazoa, Arthropoda, Insecta, Lepidoptera, Tortricidae.